Molecule: messenger RNA, 1400 nt
Organism: Drosophila sechellia
Lineage: Eukaryota; Metazoa; Arthropoda; Insecta; Diptera; Drosophilidae
Product: vesicle-fusing ATPase 2
Exons: 1
Coding region: 101-1126 (341 amino acids)
Biological process (GO): Golgi to plasma membrane protein transport; intra-Golgi vesicle-mediated transport; SNARE complex disassembly
Cellular component (GO): Golgi stack
Molecular function (GO): ATP hydrolysis activity; ATP binding
Source: RefSeq, a predicted model, not a curated record
AUAACAUAAUAUAUACAAAACCAUUUUGUAAGGAACAGCUGAUAUACAAUUUCCUAUACAAUAUCAUUUCUCCAUAAAAGAAGCCAACACGGACUUCAAGAUGGUCAACAUCACUUUACCGAAGACUGAGGAGCGUGUGAACCUCUUGAAAUCGCGCAUCAACAGGCUGGGUGACGUUAGGGUGGCCGGCGAUGUUUGCGCACGUGAAAUUGCAAUGAAAACCAAAAAUUUCACGGAGGACGAGCUGUGCCAACUGGUCCGAGAAGCCCUCCAUGAAGCCAUUGUCCGGACUCACGUCACCAGAUGCCCGGAGGGCCUUCAAGUCACUCAGGUCGAUCUCCUGGCCGCGGUAAAUAUCAUUCAGCCACGAUUUGGCCGGCAGGAGGAGACUCUCCAGCUGCUCAUGCCAUAUGAAUAUCUGGAUCGUACCGCUUUCGAUCCGAAUGAUCUCCUGUUCACCGGACGCCCAAGAUGGUCAUGCCAUCUGGUCGAAGGUAAGCCCAAGUCAGGCCUAACUACGGUGGCCGCUCAAAUGGCUUUGAAAACAGACUGCCCUUUUAUGAAAUACAUCUCGUCGGCCGAUUUGCUGGGACUUAGCGAUUCCGAAAAAUGUCAGAGAAUACGGGAAGUCCUAGAGGACGCCUAUGUUUCCAGGCGCAGCUGCGUCAUCAUUGACGACUUCGAGCGAGUCAUUGGUUACGGCGCCCUGGGUAAGCGGUACUCCAAAGAGUUCCUGCAGAUGCUGAUGGCUCUUCUGAAGAAACAACCGCCCAACAGACACGAGCUCAUCAUCAUUUGCACAACCAAUCGUCUCGAUGUCCUGGAGGAACUGGGCUUGCUAUCCGUUUUCACUUCAGUUCACAAUGUGCCAAAUGUUUCCACGCCUAAAGAACUUAUGGCCAUAGUGGAAGCUUCAAAACGAUUUGAGCCCGAGGAGCUACGCCAAAUUGAGAUCGCCAUGGAUGGCCGCAACGUCUCCAUUGGCAUCAAAAGGUUGCUUGACCUGAUUGCGUGGGUGAAUCCCCUAAAGCCCGACCGUCGAGCUGCCAAAUUGCUGAAGAAAUUGGGCGAAGCAAUGGGAUGGGUAGGGAACCAUUCUAGUCCACUUGUACCUCAAUACAUUUAAGACGUUAGGUUAGGAAAUGCAAUAUUGUAUCUACAAUUCCAGGAAAAUAAUUCCAAGUAAUUUUAAAUAAUUCAGUUAUGCAUAAUAUUUUAAGGAACCACGUAACCAUAUAAAACCAUGUAAAAAUAAGAUUACAUUAUUUUUUGUAUGAAUUUGCUUCCAUUGCAUUGCAAUGUUCUUAAGACUAAAAUGAACAGCUCGAUAAUGUGAUUGGCAUAAGUAUUAUAACCACAUUGUGCUAUAAAAGCAAAAAUAAACCGAUUUUAAAUGCAAA